AUGGACUCGUACAAUGCUAAUGCCACGACGCCAGAAACGCAUCUCGGCGGUACUUACCCGUGGCGCACCAACUUGUACUCUCAGUGCGGCACACUCCUGUCGCACAGCGAGCACAUUCGAGUGGUGGACAAGCUUGGUCUCGACUUUUCUCCAGAGUUGAAGAUCCCUCAAGUGGCGAUGCCUUUUGAUGGCAACUACACGCAGGACCUCUUUGCUCAACAGUUUGUGGACGACUACAAAAUUGCCGGUAUCGACUUUAAGCGCAUUUGGCCUCAGUCCUUCCUCUAUUCUGACAUCAAAUAUUGGCUGGACAAUGAGCCUAAAUUUGCCAAGCAGGCUCUGUACUUGGACUACGGGACAGCGGCGAGUCUUGCUAGCUACAAGGCGGACGGAGUCAACUACGUCUCCCCACCAAUCAACUAUCUUCUGACUGUCGCGAAUGGUACAAUUGUCCCCUCAGAGUACGCCAACACGGCGAAUAAGCUGGGUCUCGGUAUCAUCGGGUGGUCCAUGGAGCGCUCUCCGCCUCUUGCCACUGUUGACAGCGUUCAAGACUCCUUUUAUGGAACGUUUUCUAGUGUCAUUAAGCGCGACGGUGACCUCUUCACAGUUAUUGAUGUCCUUGCCAGACAAGUUGGCGUCAAGAAGCUUUUCUCUGACUGGGCAGGGACAACGACGUUUUAUGCCAACUGUAUGGGUCUUUAA
This is a messenger RNA of Apiotrichum porosum, 705 nucleotides long. RefSeq lists its product as uncharacterized. Gene Ontology annotation, biological process: lipid metabolic process. The coding region runs from base 1 to 705 and encodes 234 amino acids. The record is from RefSeq and is a predicted model, not a curated record. Lineage: Eukaryota; Fungi; Basidiomycota; Tremellomycetes; Trichosporonales; Trichosporonaceae. The transcript has a single exon. Gene Ontology annotation, molecular function: phosphoric diester hydrolase activity.